AUGUUUCGAGUGCCGCUGCUUCCUGGUGAUAAUGGCGAAGCUGAUCAAGAAAACCAAGUACGACACUCCGUUCUGAGUCGUGGCUCAAGCAUGCCAGCGCAAAAGCGCGUUCCUCCUUCAGUGAAAAAUGCUGUAAACUCCACGGGAGCAGUAAACGAGGAGGACUUCCGGAAAGCUUUUACCCAAGUACCAAAGUGUGGUAUAUAUUCAUCAAAAGAACUGUUAUCACAAAUGGAGUCGAUACGCAAAAUUUUGGAAAACGUUCAAGGAGAUUGGUCACAGCGUGUUAAUUCGUUAAAACUGUUGCGUUCUAUUUUAAUAAAUGGCGGUAUGGAUUACGAAAGCGAGCUGUUGUCAAGCAUUAAUUCAUUGGAAGAUGCGCUGCUAACGUCGGUGAAAGAUCUUAGGUCGCAAGUUUGCCGCGAAGCCUGCAUAACUGUAAGCUUUCUGUGUGAAAAGCUGGGAGUAUCGGUCGUAAGGCUCUGUGAAGCACUUUUACCGGCAACCAUCGGUCUUAUCCCGAACAGCGCGAAGAUCAUGUCCACAUCGGGAAUAACCGCGUCUCAUUUCAUAGUGAAAGCAGGUAUUGGUGAUGCGGAUGCCCAAGCCCGUGCAUCAGCGAGGAACAGCUAUCAGCACUUAGAUCAGCAUUAUCCUCACCUAGCCCAAUUGCUUUUUCAGAGUUUGGAUCACUCGAGGCAACGUUCGCUGUCCGGCGCAAUAUCGGCCGCUUCAUCAUCACAGUCAGUCAACAGCGAACGCGAUUCACUGAAUAUGGCACAUAGACCUGGAGCUUUUGGUUUGAAUAGACCGCGAACAACAAAUUUCUUUGCCGGUCGCUCGGCUUCGGAAAUUGAUGCGAACGCGGUUCGUCGAGCUGCAGCAUUCAGUCCAACAAAAAGUAAACUGGCUGGAUCGGCGGCAGUACGAAAUACUCCAGCGCGUCCGAAUGUCGUUCGCACUGGAGUUCCACCUCGGCAGAAACCUCUGAAAAGUAGUAACUCGGCGAAUCCUCCCGGAAGCGUUUCACAGCUCACUACUCCAAAUCAUGGAGCCGGUUCAAAUGGCCAUGCUGCUGUUUCAGACACGCGACAACUGUGUAGUGCAAUUAAGAACUUCUCCUUGAACGCUGACGACAGUGAUUUUCCUGCUGGCGUUAUCAGGUAUGACCAAGCCGAGUUAACAGAUGCCUUGGCUGCGUGCUUGUCGGUGAACCUCAACGAAAGAAAGGGUGGACUGCGGUCACUACUCGAAAUUCUUAAGGUGCGACGAAAUCUCCAACAAUUGGAAAUUAAGAAGGUUUGUGACGUCCUCAGUAAACUACUCACUGAAGGAAAUCACAAGCUAAUGCAAAUAUUGAUGGAUAUUUUAAAUGUCUUCGUAUCAUCAUAUCACGAUAACCUUGGAGAUUGGUUGCAAUUCUUGUUACUGAAACUCCUCUAUAAGAGCGGCGUCGAGAUUCUACCCACACUUGUGCAACCCCUUAAUAUGGCGCUAAGAGCUGUUCGAACUACCUUCCGUCCAGAGCUUCAAUUGAUAGCCUUAUGCAAAAAUAUUCAAGAUCCUAUUCAAACACCACCGCUAAAGGUUAAAGCUGCUACCCUGAACUAUCUGCAUGAACUUCUGCAAGGAAUGGAACAAGGUUCAAGUCUUGCACGCGAUGAAAUUCGUGCAGCCGUGCAGAAAAUUUUCUAUUGGAUGGAAGACCCUAAGAAGGCAGCCAUAAAAGUUGCUUGCGAACGUGUAAUAUAUGACUUCUUCUCUUUAAACACCGCCGAUUUCUCUACUAUACUGUCAGAUUAUCCUCCACAGUGGAGAGAAUUCGCGUAUAGCUUGCUUAAAAAGAAUAAGCCCAGCGACUCUACGUUGCAACGAUCUCCAGCACUGGUUGCUACUCCACCUCGUGAGGCAGUUGCCGACCAGUCCUCUCAGGUUACUGAUUUUAUUGACGGCCGCGGUGGUUUAACGGGUCCUCUUAUGACGUCUAUCAGUUUGUCUGACUCUCCUAAUAGUUCAUCGCAUUUCCUGAAUGGCCGAUUGUCAAAAGGAUCGUCUGCUACGAACGAUGGUGAUCUAAGUUUGAGCAACAUCAAUGAGGAAAGGGAUUUCUAUGAAGGAAAAGAUGAAUUUGAACAUAAGCUGGAGUCCACUAUGUAUUUGAAGGAUGAUGCUCAGCUUCAAAAUGAAUACAUUGCUUCACUCCUGAAAGAACUGUCGACAUUAGAUCCGUCCAGACGUAAUGAGCAGAACCAUGCUCUGCAAAUAUUGCAACAAAUGGUUAGCGAGGGCUCGUUGACGACAUGGGAAGAGAAUUUCAAAUCACUCAUUCUGCACAUAUUUAAUGUGUUAACAGAGAAUGACGUUACUUUGAAACGGAAUGCGCUAAAGCUGCUCACAAAGAUUUGUGUUGCUCAAGCCAUGAGUUUCUAUGAUCUCGCUGAAAUGACAUUAUUCAAGGUGUUGGACUCGAUUUCAGAAGAAGAGAACCAGCACGUAAUGAAUGUCGCCGAUGAAUGUCUGAAAACAUUAGCUACACACUUUCCAUUGCAUGUCGUUAUUCGAGCCACGAAACCCAUAAUAGCUCAAGAGAACGACCCUCGAGUUGGUCCCGCAUUGAAAAUGCUUACCCGUCUUAUUGAGUCGUUGGAUGCUGAGGAACUUACGGCAAGAUUACCAGAAAUCGCACCAGGGGUUGUUAAUUGCUACUCCAAUCCACAGUCGAGCGUUCGUAAAUCCACUGUGUUCUGUCUGGUAGCGAUGGUGAACAAGGUCGGUCGAGAACCUUUAAAUCCGUAUUUGGAGCCACUUCCAAGUUGCAAGAUUCAUCUACUGGAGGUGUAUAUUCAGCGAACACAGACGUCGUCAACACAUUUCUAA
This is a messenger RNA of Angiostrongylus costaricensis, 2877 nucleotides long. The record is from the annotation of a GenBank genome assembly. Lineage: Eukaryota; Metazoa; Nematoda; Chromadorea; Rhabditida; Metastrongylidae.